AUGGCCUUGGCAGCUCCUCUCUCCUUCAUCUUCCUCUUCGUCUGCUGCUCCGUCGGGGGAGCCUCCGCGGACGGCGGCGGCUGGCAGAACGGCCACGCCACCUUCUACGGCGGCGCCGAUGCAUCGGGCACGAUGGGUAAGCCUGAUGAGAAUAAUGCAGGCCGGGAGAUGUCGCGAGGACACUCGUACUUACCGCUUCCGCGGAAUGUUUUCUGAGUCUGCAGGCGGGGCCUGCGGGUACGGCAAUCUUUACAGCCAGGGAUACGGGACGAACACGGCGGCGCUUAGCACCGCCCUCUUCAGUAGCGGGCUCAGCUGCGGCUCCUGCUACGAGAUGAUGUGCACUGGCGACCCCAAGUGGUGCCUACCGGGGUCCAUCGUGGUGACCGCCACCAACUUCUGCCCGCCCAACUUCGCGCUGGCCAACGACAACGGUGGCUGGUGCAACCCGCCGCUGCAGCACUUCGACCUUGCCCAGCCCGCCUUCCUGCAGAUUGCGCAGUACCGCGCGGGGAUAGUGCCAGUGUCCUUCAGGAGGUGAGAACGGCGACCCACAGCUCCCAUCCACCACCGCCGCUAUUCCCUCGCCUCCAAAAAUGCUCCCCGCUCACGCUUCUCCAUGUCCAUGCAUAGAUUUCUUUACUUGUACGACUUAGAUGUCUAGUCUUCCUCGAAAAAGUGAUUCGAUUGACGGGAAUUGGUGUGAUACUAAUGAGAUCAACGAUUCUGAUAUUUACAGGGUGCCGUGCGCGAAGAAGGGAGGGAUACGGUUCACCAUCAACGGCCACUCCUACUUCAACCUCGUCCUCAUCACUAACGUCGGCGGCGCCGGCGACGUCCACGCCGUCUCCGUCAAGGGCUCCGGCUCCGGUUGGCAGGCCAUGUCCCGGAACUGGGGCCAGAACUGGCAGAGCAACGGCUACCUCAACGGCCAGAGCCUCUCCUUUCAGGUCACCGCCAGCGAUGGGAGGACCGUCACAAGCUACAAUGUCGCCCCCUCCGGCUGGCAGUUUGGCCAGACCUUCGAGGGGGCCCAGUUCUAG
Spirodela intermedia is the source of this 1043-nucleotide messenger RNA. The record is from the annotation of a GenBank genome assembly. Lineage: Eukaryota; Viridiplantae; Streptophyta; Magnoliopsida; Alismatales; Araceae.